Camelina sativa (false flax) is the source of this 1533-nucleotide messenger RNA. The record is from RefSeq and is a predicted model, not a curated record. Lineage: Eukaryota; Viridiplantae; Streptophyta; Magnoliopsida; Brassicales; Brassicaceae.
UUUUCUCUUUCAAAGCUUCACACAACCUUUGACCAUGUCUCUCUUUAUAUAUUCGUAUUAUAUAAGUAGACAACCACGUACAUGCACAUAUAAAAACACGUCAAAGAAACAUAUAUUUAUACGAAUCCCAUAAACCCGUUUCAGCCUUCAUCGAACAUCUAGAAAGAAUAUUUGAUUUUGUUAGGUACCAAACAAACAAACAAAAAGAAAGAAAUAAUGGUGUUACCUUGGAGAUCAAGAGGAGGAGAAGUAGCAAAGAGACGUAAUCAAUUGACUUCCGGCGAUAUAUCCGUCGUGGAAACCAAGAUUCCCUCUCAGCUCCGAUCAUCAUCGAGGAUGGAGCGGAUUAGGUCACCGCGGGUACAGUUGACACCGCGGGUACAGUUGACACCGCGUGAUGCGGUUGAGAUAAGUCGGAGACUGGAAAUCGCGGCGGCGCGUAAGGAAUAUGCAGAGUGUUUCGAGCUUGUUAGCAAAAUCAAGAACUUGGGAGGAGGAGAGACGAACAAAAAGUAUUUGGUCCAAAACGGCUGCGUUUUCGCGUUGUCUUCUUGUUUCGAAACAUUCUCUGAGGCGCGUGAUAUACACGUGCGUCUAUUGGAGGAGAUCUUGUAUGUUCUGUCUUCCUGGCUGCCUCUGAGUUGGUCAGAAGGUUUCUCGAAGAUGGGUUCAACGGCUUCGCUUAACUGUCUCGUACGGUUCUUGAACUCCACGGACGCUAAAACGAGACAAAACGCUGCGUUCUGCAUCAGAGAGGUUAUUGCAGUAGACAAGAGGUAUGUGUAUGCGUUAACUGAUACCGAAGGAGCUUGUGAAGGAUUAGUUAAGAUCAUCAGAGACUCUGUUUCGACUAGCUCCACGAAAGCAUCUCUAAUGGUGAUUUACAGAGCGAUUUCGUGUAACGACAAGAUCGCUUCAAGAUUCGUUAGAUUGGGUUUGGUUGAACUGAUCACAGAGAUGAUGGUGAACAACAAUGCAGAAAAGAGCGUUUGCGAGAGAUCUCUAGUUGUUCUAAACGCUACAUGCGAUAACGAGCUAGGCAAAGAAGACGUUCUUAGAAACGCUUUGAUCGUUCCUCUUCUAGUGAAGAAGAUUCUUAGAGUUUCGGAUCUCGCGACACAAUGUUCUGUCUCGAUUCUUUGGAAGCUAUGGAAGAAUAACGGACAAGGUGAUGAUCGUUUGUUAGUUGAAGCUCUUCAAGUUGGUGCCUUUGAGAAACUUUUAGUACUCUUACAAGUCGGGUGCGAGGAGAAGACGAAGGAGAAAGCUAGCGAGCUCUUGCGGAAUCUAAACCGUUGUAGAAAUGAGAUCGAGAAGACGAAUUGUGUCGAUUCUUCGAUGCAUUUGAAGAAUGUGAAGAAAUCUUUUUAAUUAAGCAAACACAAUACAGCACAAGACACUAAUAUUCUUUGUAGUUACUCUGUUUUUGGUUUUUUUUUUUUUUUUUUUUUUGGUUUGAAUCAUUAUGUUUCAACAGUUAAAUACAGUUUUUGUCCAUCACUGAUCAAAUCUACAUCAAUAAUUUUACCUUCA